Messenger RNA from Neurospora hispaniola, 1064 nucleotides. RefSeq names its product emp24/gp25L/p24 family/GOLD-domain-containing protein. Lineage: Eukaryota; Fungi; Ascomycota; Sordariomycetes; Sordariales; Sordariaceae. The record is from RefSeq and is a predicted model, not a curated record. Gene Ontology annotation, cellular component: Golgi apparatus; endoplasmic reticulum; endoplasmic reticulum-Golgi intermediate compartment. Gene Ontology annotation, biological process: Golgi organization; intracellular protein transport; endoplasmic reticulum to Golgi vesicle-mediated transport. Bases 15 to 674 code for a protein of 219 amino acids. The transcript is spliced from 3 exons.
GACACACCACAACCAUGAGGUCGUUCCUCCCGCUGCUCUCGCUGGGCGCCGUUGCUCAAGCGCUCCACUUCUUCAUCGACGGCACCAGCCCCAAGUGCUUCUACGAGGAAUUGCCCAAGGACACACUGGUGGUUGGCCACUACACGGCAGAGGAAUGGGACGACCAGAGGCAUUCGUGGCAGAAGCAUGAUGGCAUCAACAUCUUCAUCUCUGUAGAUGAACUCUUCGACAACGACCACCGUGUCGUCUCCCAGCGCGGUGGCCCCGGCGGCAAGUUCACCUUCACCGCCGCCGAGGCGGGCGACCACCGCAUCUGCUUCACGCCCACGUCGACCUCAGGCCGGUCGAGCUGGAUGUCGGUUAACAACCCGAAUGGCGGGAUCAAGCUGACGCUGGAUAUGGCCAUCGGCGAGUCGAGCGCGAUUGAGAGUGCCGACAAGGGCAAGCUGCAGGAUCUGGCGACGCGGGCCAAGGAUCUGAACAACCGGCUGCAGGAUAUCAGGAGGGAGCAGGUUUUCCAGAGAGAGCGCGAAGCCGAAUUCCGUGAUCAAUCCGAAUCCACCAACGCUCGCAUCGUUCGCUGGGUCUUGAUCCAGCUCGUCGUCCUCGGCGUCACUUGCGCCUGGCAGCUCUCUCAUCUCCGCUCCUUCUUCAUCAAGCAGAAGCUCACGUAAAGAGCUUCUACCACUACACCCAACCAUGGGUCAUACGGGAGGAAGUCUCGCUUGCAAUAUAUAUUAAAAGAAAAGGCACAUAUGUAAUUGUGGGAGCGGACGGGCUAUGAGGGACGGGGAGGCAUAAUUGAUAUGGUUGGGUCUACUUUUUCCUUUGGCCAAAUAGACGGGCCACGGGUGUCAUGGGUGGCAUGAGGUGUUCACGCCAUACCAUGCCAGAGAGGAAGAGCUAUGAUCAAGGAGAGAAAAAGUUGCCAUAGGCGGGUGGGCCGUCCUCAGCGACAGAGUGACGAGAAACUCUAACGAAACGUUUUAACAUGUAUUAUGCAUGCUUCUAUACAGCAUGAGUGGCCAUGCCUUGAUGAUAUAAUGCACAUACUUCAUACAACC